AUGGUCAUAUCAAGUUACUGUCCAAUGAUCCUGAAUGGCAUGCAACCUGUGUUAUGUGAGGGUGUGGGAGAGAAGGCAGAGUUCGUGAUGAUCGUUGUCUUUGGCUUGGAGUUCAUCAUUCGAAUCUGGUCUGCAGGUUGCUGUUGUCGUUAUAGAGGAUGGCAAGGAAGGCUGAGGUUCGCUCGAAAGCCUUUCUGUGUUAUAGAUACCAUUGUUCUUAUCGCUUCAAUAGCAGUUGUUUCUGCAAAAACUCAGGGUAAUAUUUUUGCCACGUCAGCGCUCAGAAGUCUCCGGUUCCUACAGAUCCUGCGUAUGGUGCGCAUGGACAGAAGGGGAGGCACUUGGAAGUUGCUGGGCUCGGUGGUUUACGCUCACAGCAAGGAAUUAAUCACAGCUUGGUACAUAGGAUUUCUCGUCCUUAUUUUUUCAUCCUUCCUUGUCUACCUGGUGGAAAAGGAUGCCAAUAAAGAGUUUUCUACAUAUGCAGAUGCUCUCUGGUGGGGCACAAUCACACUGACAACCAUUGGCUAUGGAGACAAAACGCCCCUAACUUGGCUGGGAAGAUUGCUCUCUGCAGGCUUCGCACUCCUUGGCAUUUCUUUCUUUGCCCUUCCUGCUGGCAUUCUUGGCUCAGGUUUUGCAUUAAAAGUACAGGAACAGCACCGCCAGAAACAUUUUGAGAAAAGAAGGAACCCAGCUGCCAACCUCAUUCAGUGCGUUUGGCGUAGCUACGCAGCCGAUGAGAAGUCUGUUUCCAUUGCGACCUGGAAGCCACAUCUGAAGGCCCUGCACACCUGCAGCCCUACCAAUCAGAAGCUGAGUUUUAAGGAGCGAGUGCGCAUGGCUAGCCCAAGAGGCCAAAGCAUUAAGAGCAGGCAAGCAUCGGUAGGUGACAGGAGGUCCCCGAGCACAGACAUCACUGCUGAGGGCAGCCCCACCAAAGUGCAGAAGAGCUGGAGCUUCAAUGACCGAACCCGCUUCAGGCCCUCACUACGCCUCAAGAGUUCGCAGCCAAAGCCGGUGAUAGACGCCGACACAGCCCUCGGCACUGACGACGUGUACGAUGAGAAAGGAUGCCAGUGUGACGUGUCUGUGGAGGACCUCACCCCGCCACUGAAAUCUGUCAUUCGAGCCAUCAGAAUUAUGAAAUUUCACGUGGCAAAACGGAAGUUUAAGGAAACAUUACGCCCAUAUGAUGUAAAAGAUGUCAUUGAACAAUAUUCUGCUGGUCAUCUGGACAUGCUGUGUAGAAUUAAAAGCCUUCAAACACGUGUUGAUCAAAUUCUCGGAAAAGGGCAAAUCACCUCGGAUAAAAAGAGCCGAGAGAAAAUCACAGCAGAACACGAGACAACGGAUGACCUCAGCAUGCUCGGCCGGGUUGUCAAGGUUGAAAAGCAGGUCCAGUCCAUCGAGUCCAAGUUGGACUGUCUGCUGGAUAUCUACCAACAGGUCCUCCGGAAAGGCUCUGCCUCCGCCCUCACGUUGGCGUCGUUCCAGAUCCCGCCUUUUGAAUGUGAACAGACAUCUGACUAUCAGAGUCCUGUGGAUAGCAAAGACCUGUCCAGUUCUGCACAGAACAGCGGCUGCUUAACAAGGUCAGCCAGCGCCAACAUCUCGAGAGGCCUGCAGUUCAUUUUAACGCCAAAUGAGUUCAGUGCUCAGACAUUCUACGCGCUUAGCCCUACUAUGCACAGCCAAGCAACACAGGUGCCAAUGAGUCAGAACGACGGCACCUGCAUGGCGGCCGCCAAUAACAUUGCAAACCAAAUAAGUGCAGCAACCAAGCCAGCAGCCCCAACAACUCUACAGAUCCCACCCCCUCUCCCAGCCAUCAAGCACCUGCCCAGGCCGGAGACUCUGCACCCAAACCCCACUGGCUUACAAGAAAGUAUUUCUGAUGUCACCACCUGCCUUGUUGCCUCCAAGGAAAACGGGCAGUUUGCACAGUCAAAUCUGACCAAGGACCGUUCCCUGAGGAAAAGCUUUGACAUGGGAGGGGAAACUCUGUUGUCUGUCCGCCCCAUGGUGCCCAAGGACUUGGGCAAAUCUUUGUCUGUACAAAACCUGAUCAGGUCAACAGAGGAACUGAACUUGCAGUUUUCGGGCAGUGAGUCGAGCGGCUCGAGAGGCAGCCAAGAUUUUUACCCCAAGUGGAGAGAAUCUAAAUUGUUUAUAACGGAUGAAGAACUGGGUGCCGAGGAGGCGGAAACAGAUACUUUUGAUGGCACCCCACAGCCUUCGGGGGAAGCUGCUUUUACAUCGGACUCUCUAAGGACUGGAAGGUCACGGUCAUCUCAGAACAUUUGUAAGACAGGAGACAAUACAGAUGCCCUCAGUUUGCCUCACGUCAAACUGAACUAAGUUCUUUGUUUUCUUUCUAGGCAUAGCUGUUCUUUUAGCCAUACAUAUCACUGCAUGAACUGUUCUGAAAGCCCUUCUAAAAAGUCGAAAUCGCAAGAAUCAGGAAGAACAUGAACGGCAACUUAUAAG
Molecule: messenger RNA, 2490 nt
Organism: Peromyscus eremicus (cactus mouse)
Lineage: Eukaryota; Metazoa; Chordata; Mammalia; Rodentia; Cricetidae
Gene: Kcnq5
Product: potassium voltage-gated channel subfamily Q member 5
Exons: 12
Coding region: 1-2361 (786 amino acids)
Biological process (GO): transmembrane transport; potassium ion transport
Cellular component (GO): membrane
Molecular function (GO): voltage-gated potassium channel activity
Source: RefSeq, a predicted model, not a curated record